AUGGAGACUCGAGAUAGCGGUGUCCCGAGGGCAUCUCUAGCGGGUUUCGUGUCCACAUCCGUGUUGACAUCUUCUGAUGGCCUCUUCGGUGACAACGUGGAAGAGAAGCGUGUGACAGAAGCUCCAGUCCCACGAGCAGAGGACGCUACAGGCUAUCAACCACUGUAUGAUCAACUUCAAGAGCGUCGAGAAAAAAAGGACAGUGAGUGGAAAGAGAAGAAUAAUCCUUUUGCGCCACCCAAGGGACUAGAUGAUGAAGAGUUUGAGUACAUAAAGGAUCUAGAGAGCAGGAAGGAGGACGUUGAGCGAAAACGCCACGCACAGCAUGAGGAAGACCUCGCCCAAUUCCUGGUGGCACGCGGUGCACCUAAAGCUUCCGCUCAAGCAGUACUUACAGCGCAGCAUUUGCAGAAAUAUCCAGUCAACGGUGAAGUGAAGCUGACAAGUAAGAAGAAAACUGCGGCGGUGGUGGUCAAGUCCAAGCGAGAAGCUAAAAGAGCGUUGCGCAAACACGACCAUGAUGCUAUAAAAUUGUCGGAUGAGUUGAUGGAUCAACCUCUAAAGAAAAAGCCAAAGGUCGAGAAUCCGUGCAAGUCGGCGGUGCCAACAAUGAAGAAGUCGAAUGCAGCAGCGCUUGGACUUGCGUCAUAUGGCAGCGAUAGUGAUAGCCAAAGCGACGAGGCUGCAGCGAACUAG
Peronospora farinosa is the source of this 696-nucleotide messenger RNA. The record is from the annotation of a GenBank genome assembly. NCBI's taxonomy places the organism in Eukaryota, Oomycota, Peronosporomycetes, Peronosporales, Peronosporaceae.